AAUCUCACCUACAGCUGGCAUACUCUUUUUAGGGUAGGCCUAUAUGAAGGUUGGAGGGGAAGCUGCAGCGAGAGGAAGUGGUUUUUUUUACUUCCAAAAGUGUUACGCUGAGCUGCUGCAGCCAGAGACAUAGGUGACCCACAGUGAACCGACUGCAGGAUUACAAUCAUCAUGGUAACACUGGACUUCAGGACACUGACGGUGCCGGUGGGUAUUGUGCGGAUACUGGAGAUGAUCUUAACCUGCAUUACCUUCAGCCUGGUGGCAUCAGUCGGCCGCGGUAUUGACUCCUUCUGGACGUGGUGCAUGUUCACAUGGUGCUUCUGCUUCUGCGUCACCUUCCUCAUACUCCUCCUGGAAUUCACCAGCCUCAGCUCUAAGUUGCCCAUCUCCUGGGAUGACUUCACUACCGCUUUUGCCAUGUUGGCUACCCUAAUGAUACUGGCAGCGUCCAUCAUCUAUCCCAUCUUCUUCGCUUGCUCUAACUGCGGCAAACAAAUUGGUGCUACUGUUACUUCCUGUCUGGCCUUCAUCCUGUACGCUGUUGAGGUUGGGCUAACCCGGGCUAAACCCGGUGAGCUUAGUGGAUUUCUGUCCACAGUCUCAGGCCUCCUCAAGGUUCUGGAGGCCUUUGUGGCCUGCAUCAUCUUCAUCUGCUUGGAGCCCACUCAGUACACUAGGUUUGCAGGGCUCCAGUGGUGUGUCGCUGUCUACUCCAUUUGCUUUAUUUUUGCCCUCGUUGUCAUAAUUUUUACCAUCUGCCGCCUUCUGUCUCUCUUCCCUGCACCAUUUGAUAAAAUCCUGAUAGCCUGCAACGUGUUAGCAGUGUUGAUGUACAUCACAGCUGUGGUCAUCUGGCCGUUGUACAGCUUCAAGAACAACCCAAGGCCGAGCUGGUGUGCGGCCGGGGGUCGGCUCGGGGCUGUUUGUCCAUGGAAUAAAUUAGUGGUUAUCUCUUUCAUGACAUGUUUUAACCUUGUUGCUUACAUUGUAGAUACGUUUUAUUCUUUUAGACUGGUGUUCUUCGUCAGCAGAACAUAGGUUGCAGAUAUGCCUCAUAUUUCAGCCGUUGCCAAUCUUUGAAGUCCGCUGUAACUCAAAGGCUGGACAUGAGCAGGAUAAUUGUAUGUACUAAAGCAUCCCCAGUACAACUUGUUAAAUAUGUUUUAUUUCAAUGUUGGUGGUGACCCAACACUCUUUCCAAACACUGUUUGUCCGAAUAAGGGUAACUUUUAUUUGUCAUGAUGACGCACAAAUUGGUUUUAACUUCAGGGAAAUGUAAUCUCUAAAAUAAUUUCUCCUCUUUCCUUUUUUCUUCCUCCAUGAUUUUAAUCUGAUCUUUAUUAAUUAUCUCAUAUUGUUACAGCAUUGAUGUGAUUGUGUUAGUCUCAGUUGCAAACUCAUUUAGUGCAUAUUCUUUUCAGCAUGUGAAAUAUAAAUAAACUGUGUUAAAAGGUC
This is a messenger RNA of Dicentrarchus labrax (European seabass), 1458 nucleotides long. Its product is annotated as myeloid-associated differentiation marker homolog. The transcript is spliced from 3 exons. Gene Ontology annotation, cellular component: membrane. The coding region runs from base 172 to 1041 and encodes 289 amino acids. The record is from RefSeq and is a predicted model, not a curated record. NCBI's taxonomy places the organism in Eukaryota, Metazoa, Chordata, Actinopteri, Moronidae.